Molecule: messenger RNA, 600 nt
Organism: Fimicolochytrium jonesii
Lineage: Eukaryota; Fungi; Chytridiomycota; Chytridiomycetes; Spizellomycetales; Powellomycetaceae
Product: RNA polymerase II subunit A
Exons: 4
Coding region: 1-600 (199 amino acids)
Biological process (GO): termination of RNA polymerase II transcription
Cellular component (GO): mRNA cleavage and polyadenylation specificity factor complex; nucleus
Molecular function (GO): RNA polymerase II CTD heptapeptide repeat phosphatase activity
Source: RefSeq, a predicted model, not a curated record
AUGGCGCAACAGCAGCAGCAACAGCAGAUCUUUCGCCUCGCCGUCAUAUGCGCCAGUAACCAGAACAGGAGUAUGGAGGCCCACAAUGUUUUACAGAAAGCAGGUUACACGGUUUCUUCUUAUGGUACAGGAAGUGCUGUGAGACUACCAGGACCAUCGGUCGAUAAGCCAAACAUAUACCCUUUCGGCGUACCAUACAACGAUAUUCUCAAUGAUCUUGUCAAGAAGGACCCGCAGCUGUAUAAGGCAAAUGGGCUUUUGCCCAUGCUCGAUAGGAAUCGGCGAAUAAAGCGGGCCCCAGAACGGUGGCAGGAAAAUCGUGACAUAUUUGAUAUUGUCAUAUCAUGUGAAGAACGAUGUUUUGAUGCAGCUUGCGAUGACCUGAACAAUCGAAGUGGGGACCUCAAUCGACCCGUACAUUUGAUUAACAUAGAGAUUCAAGAUAACCACCAAGAAGCUGCAGUGGGCGGUCAACUUAUACUGCAGCUCGUUAAUACCAUCGCACAAUCGCAAGACCGCGAUGCAGAUAUGGAUAGAAUAUUAGAUGAAUUCGCGUCGCGGACGAACGCGCAGGUUCUACACUCGGUCUGCUUCUAUUGA